UCAAGCACAAUAAGGAGCGCGGCAAGUAACGGGAUUUUGUUCAUAUUAACACAACUUUUAUCAAAUUAACGACGAGUCAUUGUCGACUUGCACAUAUUUGGACACUUGUUCACUUCGCCGUGGAGCUCGCUGGUAGUUUGUGUGGAAGAAACUGACUCAGCGUGACAACCGUGCGAGACUUUAGUUGUUGCUAAAAACACCGCAAAGUCGCUCUACAUAUGCGCAGCGGAGGCGCCUUUGUUUUUAUUUGUCAGAAACAAUCAAGACCAAAAAAAAACGUAACUUCCUUCCUUCCUGCUGAUUCAACCACAGGUUUUGGACGCAGGUCUUGUGCAAAGAGGUAGUUGCAAAGGUAGAGAUGGUGUUUGUUUCCUGUUCUCUCCACAAAAAAGACAGUCAUCCUCAGCGUUACUUGACGUCUGACUCGUAGAGUGCCAUGUUUACGCUGUCUGCACCUGAAAUUUUGCACAAGAAAUGGCAUCAGCGAAAGCUUUACAAGAGUGGUGCCGCGUCACAUGCGCCAAUUACCCCACUGUGGAAAUAAAGAACAUGUCCACUUCAUUCAGAAAUGGACUCGCGUUUUGUGCCAUCAUCCACAAACACCGGCCUGACUUGAUAGAUUUCAGUUCCCUCUCCAAAGAUAAUGUUUAUGAAAAUAACAAACUGGCAUUUGAGGUCGCAGAAACAAAACUGGGGAUCCCGACAUUGCUGGAUGUAAAAGACAUGGUCUCCUCCAAGGUGCCAGAUUGCCUCAGCGUCAUCACCUACCUCUCUCAGUACUACUACUUCUUCAACAAAAAGUCAUGUGCAGGUCCCUCUAGAUCGUGGUCACCACACGUUGCUGUCUUAAACAACAUCACAAAGAAUAAUAAAACUCCUGAUGGACAGAAACCUUUAAAGAGUUCAACAGAUCUGAAAACCAACAAAGAGGGUAAUUUAGCAAACACAAAGACACAAGCGGUGUGUAAUUUGUGUUUCAAGCCUGUCCACCUCAUACAGAGGCAUCUGGUUGAUGGAAAGGUUUAUCAUCGUAGCUGCUUCAGGUGCAAAUUGUGUGACUGCACCCUUUUACUGGGAUCUUACACACAAGGAAGGGAUUCUAGCUCCUUGAUCUGUGCUUAUCAUGUAACAAACAGCAAAGCUGCUUGUCAUGACAUCAAUCAGCAAAUCAGAUCUACUGAUAAUCGAACCAAAAGUGAGGUUCAGGCAGAGUUUUUCUCUCUGAGUGGAGCGGCUAUCAGCAGCUUGCCUCGUUACGCUCAGACGACAGAGUCACAGGGCAGACUGGUCAAUAAAACACAAACAGAGGGGAGCAGAAAGGUGGGAGACAGAGAAAAAGUGUUAGUUGGACUUCCUCAUCCUCCCCAACCAAGUGUUAAACAGAGGACUUUGACACCAGCUGAAAAAACCAGACUUGCACCCUCUGUGGUUGACAGUAAAGUAAAGUUAAAGACAGCAAAGACCUCUGAGCUCUCAUCAUCCUGUGCACAAGGAGCAGAGAGAAGUGUUCGUCCUGUUCCAGCACCCAGGCGAAGCUUGGACGCCUCUGCAGUUCCUGUUCCUGCACCGAGGACCAAAACCUUCCAAACAAUGAGUGGAUCCACAGCUGCAAACAAGCAAACGAAAUCUACACCUGGUUCUUCUCAUACCACCCUAACCAGGACAAGCCCUAAAGUGAAAACCAACCACCCCUGGAUGACCAUCGUGUACCCAGGACCCUGGACACAGCUGCCUCCAGCUGCAGCUCCUGUACCUGUUCCUCGAUCCACUUCCGUCUCCGCCGUGCGGGUGUCAUCAAAUAGACCCAAAAUGCCUCCUCCCAAUCCAUUUGAAGAGGAGGAGGUUGAGGACACUCAGGAGGAGGCUGCUGAACCUGAGUCUGCCAACCAGAGUAAACCUUCAGGGCCUGCUGUCCAUUCAGAGAACAGUGGGGACACUCAUGCUGUGGUUUGUUCAAGGGAUGCCAAAAAUCCUUUUGAAUCUGAGCAGGAAGCACUUUUCAGAGAGGGAGGUAAGGAUGCAGCAGCUGCCCCCGUGAAAGACGUUUCUGUAGUUACAAGCAUGGCAGGGACGUUGGAUGGACUAUCCAGAGACAGUAAUCGGACUAAAUCAUCACAUGUGACAGCAGCAGAUCUGAGCUCCACUUCAGCAGAUUGUCACAUUUUACCCAGAAGUCUUUCUGUUCCAGCGAUCACAUCUGAUCACUCUCAGACUAACUGUGAGCCUGUCAGGCUAAAGGAUCCGUCUGCUGCAUCAUGUCAGAGUAAGCCAGCAUGUAAAGAAAAUCCUUUUGACCAGAAACCUGAAAUGUCCAAAUCACAGACAUUUCAGAACCACUCAUCCAGUCGAGGCCCUGCUCCUGGCUAUGGCUUUCCCCUCAUCAAAAGGAAGGUGCAGACAGAUCUGGAUGUUUCCUCGAAAGACCUGCAGGUGCAGGUGAGAGACCUGGGAAGACAUCUGGAGGCACUGGAACAACGAGGAGUCGAACUGGAGAGGAAUCUCAGAGACUGUAAAAAGGGUAAAGGAGAGGAGCAAAUGCUAACAGAGUGGAUCUCUCUUAUCCAUGAGCGUCAAAUUCUGUCAUGCAAAGACAUAGAACUGGUCUAUCUGACAAAACAGCAAAAGUUAGAGGAUAGACAAGCAGAUGUGGAGUAUGAGCUCAGAUGUCUCCUCAAUAAACCAGGGAGUGAGUGGCGUCAGGAGGAUCGAAAUCAGGAGCAGCAGCUGAUGGAUGAGCUGGUUGCCAUCAUUGAACAGAGGAACCAGAUUGUCAGCAGCUUGGAUCAGGACAGAGAGAGGGAAAGAGAAGAAGAUGUGCUUUGGGAAGGCAAGAUGAAGAACAAAGACUUCCAGAGGGAUGGAAAUAAUGAGCUCAAGAAAUCAAAAGGAAAAUUCAAGCCUUCAAAAGUGUUUAAAAUCCUGAACCCUAAAAGAGAAAACAGUAAAGACUCUGAGAAAAAGAGCUGAAAAACUCUUUGCCCACCUCAAGUUUUUUAUUAAAUUUUUUUUUUAUGAAUCUAUAUGAUUUUAUUAUCCUAAAUAUUAGAACCGCUUGCUACAGAUGUUGGGUCUGAGUUACAGCUUGGGCAAGUUUUGAGGUUCGAAACGGCUGUUUCAUUGUUUAAACGCUGCAAGUUUGUUGGUAAGGAUAGAUACAGGGUGCACUGAUCAGCUCAUAAAGUUUAAAAAUCCAUGGCUCAAAAAUUUCCCUAAACACACAUAUCCCCGUUAACGUUUGAAUUUAUUGUAUUACAUAAUUUAUAUUGAUAUGUUUCAAGCCUCUGGUGUUUCAGUGUAGCUGAAUCUUGCCUUUAAAUUUUGCUCCAGCAUCUUUUAUUUUAAAAAGACCAAAUCUUAAUACACUGCACAUGAAUAAAAGUUGUGUAUGGAAAUACAAGUGCCUGUUAACUUAAUUGGAAGUAUGACCAGAAGAUAUCACUCUGAAAUGGUUCCUUUUCCCAGUAGAUUACUUGCAUUAAUUCUUUUAUUUGUAUUGGACAUGUGAUUGGUUGGUAGAGCAUCCGUCUCCAUUGUGGGAGACCAGGGUUCGAAUUCCCCAGGGAACGAAUAUUAACACCUUCUAGUUGUGUCCUCAGGCAAGACCCUUAAUGCCACAUAACCACUGUAAGUCGCUUUGAUGAAAGUGUGAGCUAAUGACUCUAAUGUAAAAUUUUAAGAAAUGCUAUCUUUGCAUAUGCUAAUUUGGCUAUUAUAUGUACUGGGUUGCUUUGAGUUGGAUAUUUAACAUCAAAAUCCAAUAGAGAUUCCUAGUUCAGUAAUUUGUUUACUUUUGUAUAUGUUUGGUUUGAAUUUAUUAAAAAUGAAUUAUUUUUGUAGGAAAUAGUUUUUUUGUAACAUGUAAAACAUAAUUGAAUUUUGUUUACUAUUUGGGGUGUUUUGCACCUGAACUGUGAGCGGCUUAAACAGUGGGACACCACAUGCAAAAAAAUAUUUUAAAAUUUUGGAAAUAUUAUACCUAAGUGCACAUUUAUGUCUAUUUUUCAACUAAUUUUCUCUCUCUCUCUCUUUUUUUUUUUUUUU
Melanotaenia boesemani (Boeseman's rainbowfish) is the source of this 4041-nucleotide messenger RNA. RefSeq names its product MICAL-like protein 1. The record is from RefSeq and is a predicted model, not a curated record. The transcript is spliced from 15 exons. Gene Ontology annotation, molecular function: protein binding. Bases 475 to 2967 code for a protein of 830 amino acids. Lineage: Eukaryota; Metazoa; Chordata; Actinopteri; Atheriniformes; Melanotaeniidae.